UCCUCCUCACAGCGCCGGUCUCCAUCCAUCCAUCCCCUCUCCUCCUCCUCCUCCUCCUCCUCCUCCUCCUCCUCCUCCUCCUGUACAAUAACAGAUGGUGGAAACAACAUUGCAUCCGCCGGGCACCACAACAAUAGACCGCAGCAUCCAGUCCGGACGACCCUGGCCCCGCACCGUCAUGCGCCCAGUGCGGGACUGAGCGAGGCUGUGAGCGGGGUACCAGCGCCGCCACGGCCGCGGAGGAGGAGGAAGCUGCUCGCGACUGUUUUGGGCUCUCCAUCGAGCGGGGGGAAGAUGGCCGCUAUGAAAAUAUUAACCAGCACGGGGCUCUUCUUGGCUUUCUGCGCGCUGGGGCUGCUCGCCAUGGCGAUCUGCACCGACUACUGGUACGAGACGGACGCACGGAGGCACCGGGAGAGGUGCAAGAACUAUGCGAACAAGCGUAACGACCCGGGCUACAUCUACAUCUCGAACGGCAACCUGCCGCUCCAGAUGCCUCCAAAGAGCCUGGAGAGGAGAGGCAGCGGCCCAGAUGCUGCUGCUGCUGCUGCCGGCGGGCCGGUCAUCACCAGGGCGAAGCGGCACUUUGUGGCCGCAGCGUCCGCCAUGGAGUCCCACUGCAGCCGGCAGUUCAACUCUACCAUCUCCGGGCUGUGGAGGAAGUGUCACCGGGAGGGAUUCGACCUGGAGAUCGAGGACCUUAUAUACAAAGGAAUAAUUCAAAGAUGUACAUCAGUCAAGUAUCACUACUCCUCGUCCAUCCUACCACGAAAUCUACCUAUCAACAUCACAAAGACCAUACGACAGGAUGAGUGGCACGCACUCCAUCUACGAAGGAUGACGGCCGGCUUCGUGGGCAUGGCUGUGUCCAUCAUUCUUUUUGGCUGGGUCAUUGGAGUGCUGGGAUGCUGCCAGCAGCAUGACCUCAUGCAAUAUGUAGCUGGGCUACUCUUUCUCAUGGGAGGAACAUGCUGCAUCAUCUCCUUGUGCACAUGUGUAGCAGGAAUCAACUUCGAGUUGUCCCGCUACCCUCGCUACAUGUAUGGCCUCCCUGAGGACAUUAGCCAUGGCUAUGGCUGGUCCAUGUUUUGUGCCUGGGGGGGCCUCGGGCUCACAUUGCUGGCCGGCUUCCUCUGCACCCUGGCCCCGUCCCUGAGCACGCCCACCCGCACUACGACCCACAAGCCGAGGCAGGAGAAUGGCACCGUGUGACAGGACUGAGGCGUUGUGAGGCCAAUGGCCCACCGAACACAGAAAACCCCCACACCCUACCAACUUUGAUGUACAACUCUGAAACAGUUUUUGUCUGAUCACCAUCUUACACCGCCCCUCAACAUCGCCAUCCCCCCUUCAGUGUUUUCAGUGUGUGCCUGAGUUGUGACAGAAGGAGCAGAGUAAUGACAAACUUCACGCACCUAAUCCCCAAAACACGUGAUGGACCUCCGGGAACUGGAAGAGCAGCACCGGCGUAACAUAUGACUGAGACGCCGGCUCUCACAGCACAAAUAAGACACUUUUUGGUUCCGAUUUUUGACCUGCUGACUCUCUGGUGAUCUAAAGGUGACUGUUUUCUCUAAAGAGAAUGUGUCUUAAAAUGGUGCUCUCUUAAAUGCAUAUAGCCACAUACACUCCCACACUAACACACACACACACACACACACACACACACAUAGGCACACACAUACCAGCUUGUCCACACAUGCUCAGUGACUCUGGGUGAAUCACGAGAGAAAUCAUCCAAAAGGAACAAACCCACAAAUAUCAGGCAUCCUGUAAGCAUUCCUCUUUCAGUCGAGUAACGUGUGCUGUGUUGUUGUUCAUUAUGAAAAAAAAAAAAAGAAUCAGGUGUGGACUGCCCAUCGCUUAUCUGUAGUGUAUCACACUUUACUAAUAUCAAAGGUGAGCCCCGGGGGUAGACCGCCUGCAGCGUCUGCAGAGAACAGGACGGAUCGAGCAGCGAGGUCGACCUCGAUAAACACGGAAGUAAAUUUGCAUCGAAAAGAAAAAUCAUUUGACGCUUUUUUAAAGAAUCUAUAUGUACAAAUGCAUCUCUACGUAGAUCCAGAUCAUUCUUUGUGUAAAGUAGAUUUUGAAUAAGAAAUGUUUUCUGUUUGUGUAGAGGUGAGGACGCCUGGACGUAUGGGGACGAUUGAGAGUGACAGGAUAGAAUAAUGAAUCCAUGAUGUAUUCAGUGUGAAGGUAUUUUAUGAGAAGUGAGGAGUAGAACAGAGCAGGAAGCCUCAGUAAACUGCUGAGCUGUGACUUGAAGCCGCUGUGCUCUUGCCGCUCUGAGAGGCACAGUUGUUUGCCGACAGCUGAAUCAAAACCCUGACCGUGGAGGACAUGUUCCAUGACUCCAUUGUUUAUCCUUAAAAUUGGUCAGCAGCUUUGUGUCAAACUCCGGAUUUUAACAUGAGAAAAAAAAUGAAACCCCAGUGAUCCCGUUGAAAAACAAAAGCACAAAAUCGAUUCACGUUUCUUAUCGUCACUGAAUCCAGUAAAACAGUCACUUGGCUCAGGGGUAAGAAGCGUGAUGUUAUCCUGAAACAAGCUGAAUAUGGGAGAUGAUUCAUGGAAUAAUAAUCGUUUGGUUUUGUUUACCUGUGGGGGAGACGGCACAAUCAGUGAAGCCUGGAACAGCACGAGUCGUGACAUUUAUUUACCAUCAGCCUGUCAUUUACAAACAUGUAUCAGGACACGCAAGCAAAUCACAUUUGACAAUAUCAGAGCACAAUAAUGUGACAGUGAACUGAAUCAUCUGCUGACACUUCAGUCUUCUGUUCUUUUAUGAUUCAAUAAUUUGAUUGAAAACUCAUUUUAAAAAAAAAGCACAAACAAUUUCGAAAAACCACAAUACAAGGCACAAUGUGUACAUACUGUGAAACAAAAAGAAAACCCAUCUAGUUUGAUUGAUCUGUGGAAACAUCUUGUGUCUCUUGAUCGGUAAAAUACAUAUUGAUUGUGUUCUAACUUCCAAAGUGGUAGAAUGCACAGUAUAUGAUGUAGUGUGUGAUAGGAACAUGAGGUUGUUGACUUUUUCUAUAACUUUUGGAAUUCAAUUGUUGGAUUGACAAUGCAUCCAAAUCUGCUGUUUGAAAAAAAAAAAAGCACAAAUAGUGAUUUAGAAAAGGCUCUUGACUGCAGAGACGUGUAAUUCAAACACACACCACAUUCUCAUUCAGUGCUUUUAGUUGUGAUGCGUUCACGUGAGGAAAAUGACUAAAUUAAAUAUACAUAGGAAUCGGAGGUAUCCAUAGGAGGUCAGAUGUGAGUUCUGUUAAUUGGCGUUAUUGUCCAAAAUACAUUAUAUAAAAGAUACAUGUUUUGAGUGGACGUCCGCUGCAUAUUCGAAAAGAAGCUGGAAAAAAAUAAUUUGAAACUAUAUGUAAUUUCUUAUUAGCAGACGAACUGUUACAUAUCUUUCAAUCGUGUCAUCGGUUUGGUGCACAAAAGUAUACACAUCAUGGAAUGAAGUAUGAGAUGGGCCAGGGUCUGAAAACAGAGUGGAGUUGACAGGAGCGGAAAUGGAAAAACAAUUUGUCCCGGUGACGCUUCAGGAUGCAAAUCGGAUUAUUUCCCAAUUUAUCACUUAGUGGAGAAGAGCGAUGAGAUAUUCAGCUCCGUCAAUCGACAUUUCUUGGAAAAAAAUAUGGUGUUAUAAUGUGUAUUGACGACACUGUGUGUGAUGUUCAGUCCUCUCACCGUCACCAUGAACCUCCUCGUGAGGCCACCACUACCCUGAAGUCAAGAGCAUCAACUGAGGCAUGAUUGAAACCUGUAUCUCCAGUGUCUUGGUGAAUCUUUGCACUUUGCUGGGUCUCACAAACGUCCAUGAACCUGACGUCCGAGCAGGCGGAGGUCGAUAUUAUCCGGUAUGUUCCCGAGGCCGCACAUGGGAGCAAAAGAUGAUCAGAGCAUGUAGUAAGCACCCUGUUGUGUCUUUUACCAAGUAUUUGGGUUUAAACCAUGUUGUGUGUUUAGGGUCAGUGGGUGCAGGCUCUUAUUGUGAACAUAUUUCAGGCUCUUAUUGUGAAAAUAUUUAUAGGCCAGAAACAAGGACAUGCCAUAAAUAUAAAGAAUAUUUAUAUCUAUGGUUAUUACACCGACAAACGGAGUCGGUGUACUUUCUGACAUCCAGCGACUCACAGAAUGCAACGCUGUUUGGUGUUUUGUUUUUAUAAACUUUUAAGUUCACAAACUGAUCCACAGUGACGUUGCUGUGAGCAGUAAAUUGUAAUGUAUAAGUAUGUGGUGCAAGUAUAAUGUGUCGUUAGGACUGAAGCACAACUGCACACAAAUCUUACAAGUUUUCUUUGUGUGUGUGUACGUGUGUGCGAGUGGAUACGAGUGGGUGGCUGAGUGUGUAAAUCUGACUUUUCCAGUAUUGAUGUGCCACCACUGCACAUGUGCAGGAAUUCCUAAAAAGUAUUCAAAGCAAAAACAAUUUUAAGCACAUAUUUACCCCCCGUAUCUGAAAUUGUAAGAUUUCAAGCACAUAACAAAAUCUGUAUUUAAAAAAUGUAAGAUUUUGCCAUCAAUUGGAUUCAGCUUUAACAGCAGCACACGGUAAAAACUAUGUAAAGAACGAAUGAGGUCGGCGCCAUGUGGCGUCGCAUCUGAAACUGUUAAAAUCCUUCUCAAGUCACAACUUGCUGUGUUUCAUGAGGACUCUGGAAAUGUAGUAUGUGUGUGUGAAGAGAGACGCUCUGUGAAAACGCCACCGUUUGGUGUGGCACUUUGUUUCAGUAGCACAGCUAUUAUUUUCUACAAGUCAUUUAUACUGGUUCAAUCCACUGCAGAUGUUGCGUGGGGACUAAAAAGACAUUACAGUCUUGCAUGAUCUCAUUACCGCUAGUUUCUUUCAAUAUAUUUAAAACUUGUGUCCAUUUUUCAAUUAAUUUAUUUUACUGAAAUAAAA
Platichthys flesus (European flounder) is the source of this 4918-nucleotide messenger RNA. It is a transcript of the gene tmem276b, whose product is annotated as transmembrane protein 276b. The transcript is spliced from 4 exons. Bases 295 to 1212 code for a protein of 305 amino acids. Lineage: Eukaryota; Metazoa; Chordata; Actinopteri; Pleuronectiformes; Pleuronectidae. The record is from RefSeq and is a predicted model, not a curated record. Gene Ontology annotation, cellular component: membrane.